AUGAAACUACUGUGUUUAAUCUUGGGCCUUUGGGUUCUUGGAGGAUGUUUCCUGUCUGCUGAGUGUCACAGAGGCCCUAGAAGACAACAUGAUCCUAGAGGAUGGCCUCCUACUCUACCCCCUCACAAUAGUCCAAGAUUUUCCAACUUCAGUUUCUCUAGUCGAGAAUUUUAUAUGUUUCUCCCUCUUCCCACCUAUGGUCCAGGAUUUAGACCUUUUCGUCCCCUUAGUUCAAAUCCACCUUACAUGCCAAGACGUCCAAGACCCAGACCUCCAAACUCCUCGCCUCUUCAACUUCUCCCUCAAUACAACACUAUUGCCAAUAUCUCCCUAACUACUGCUACUGUCUCAAAUUCCACUGAUGAUCAUCUGAGGUGGUGGCAAAGAUUACUUCCCCUGUGGCAGUAA
Molecule: messenger RNA, 408 nt
Organism: Onychomys torridus (southern grasshopper mouse)
Lineage: Eukaryota; Metazoa; Chordata; Mammalia; Rodentia; Cricetidae
Product: submaxillary gland androgen-regulated protein 3A-like
Exons: 2
Coding region: 1-408 (135 amino acids)
Biological process (GO): regulation of sensory perception of pain
Molecular function (GO): endopeptidase inhibitor activity
Source: RefSeq, a predicted model, not a curated record